UGUCCUUAAGGAGGGCGGGGGAGGGAUGAAAUCCAAGUGACGUCCUAUUCGACAUGCAGCUACCCUUUUAAAGCUGCGAAGCGACCUCAUUUACUUCCAGUGAUCGGCCAGCCAGCACGGGCGAGAUAGACAGCGCCAGGCGGUACACUGCGCAGACACAUAUCGGUGGGGCUUCUGGAGAAACGGAGCGAAGGGGACAAUAAAGCAAAUUGCAAGAUGGUCUAGACAAGGAUCACUGAGGAGAAAUCAGCGAAUGUGGUAACAGUACAUUCAGAUACGAGAGAGCUCGAGGCUCGCUUAGUUUUCGUCUCCGCUCCCGUCUCCUCUUUGAGAGAUACGUUCCCAUGCGAUUCUUCAGACUCACAUUUAAGUGUUUCGUGGAUUGUUUUUGAAGGUGCUGUCUAGCUAGGUGUUUUUCUUUUUUGUGAGCGUGUCUCAUUUAUUUUUUGGUUUUAGUUUCCUUAAUUUAAGAACAGAUUUUUUAAAAUUCCAGUAACCCUUUCCCUAACCCGUUUCGCAGCAACCUUUUGUCAGCCUCUUCACCGCUGACCAGUUGACGUUUCUAAACAAUAUUAGACAAUAAAUUAAGAAACUGAUACAAAUUAUUUCGUUGACUAAUAAAUAACCCCCCAUUCCGAAAAUAAAAGCAAGACUCAGAGUCUGAGUACAUUUUGGGGUCGCCGCCCGAAGAACAAAAGGACAUUCUGGUGUCGUUUCUUGGGGUGAAACUGAACUGAGUAAAAUAGAUAAAGAGGACUCUACUAUCUGGGAUUGUUCCGAAUCUUUUAUUAUUGUUACCAUUGACUGAUCUCUUGACUGGCAUCCCAGAGUUGUAAAGGAGGGCGAGGGUGUUUUGUUUACAAGUGCAAAGCUGGGAUGGAGAAGUCGGCUCUGAACAGUGACUGCUGCGCUGUGAAUGUGGUCCUCGGUGAGGAGAAGAAGGGUCACCUCAUCCCCAAUGGAAACGGACACCAGGGAGUGAAUGGGAACCUCGUCGCAGGUGCCGGGGCUGGCGGAGCAGGAGUGGCACCGGGAGCGAUGGCCCCGGUGGACAAGGCGGGUUACCCCGAGCGAGAGACCUGGACCAGGCAGAUGGAUUUUAUCAUGUCCUGCGUGGGGUUCGCCGUGGGGCUGGGCAACGUGUGGCGCUUCCCUUACCUUUGCUACAAGAACGGUGGAGGAGUGUUCCUCAUUCCUUACAUGCUGAUUGUGUUUGUGGGGGGAAUCCCCAUCUUCUUUCUGGAGAUUGCACUGGGACAGUUCAUGAAGGCUGGAAGCAUCAAUGUGUGGAACAUCGCGCCGCUAUUUAAAGGACUGGGAUACGCCUCGAUGGUGAUAGUGUUCUUCUGCAACACUUACUACAUCAUGGUUCUGGCUUGGGGCUUCUAUUACUUCAUAAAGUCCUUCAACGCCACCCUGCCCUGGGCCACGUGCAACAACUCCUGGAACACUGACAGCUGCAUCGAGAUCUUCCGUCACGAUGACUGCCAGAACGGUACCAUCGGCAACUCCAGCUUUGGCAACCUGACCUGCGAGGAGCUGGCGGAAGGGCGUUCCCCCAUCAUCGAGUUCUGGGAGAAUAAGGUCCUGAACAUCUCAGACGGCCUCGACCAGCCUGGAGUCAUAAACUGGGAGCUGAUGCUGUGUCUGCUGGCCACAUGGCUCAUGGUGUAUUUCUGCGUGUGGAAGGGAGUGAAGUCGACCGGCAAGAUUGUGUAUUUCACGGCCACGUUCCCCUACGUCGUUCUGAUAAUCCUGCUAGUGAGGGGUGUGACUCUGCCCGGUGCCUAUGACGGGAUCAUGUACUACAUCAAGCCCGACUGGUCUAAGCUCGGUGAGGCACAGGUGUGGAUUGAUGCUGGCACCCAGAUUUUCUUCUCUUAUGCUAUUGGUCUCGGUGCUCUAACUGCCCUCGGCAGCUAUAACAGAUUCAACAACGACUGCUACAAGGAUGCGUUUAUGUUGGCUCUGAUCAACAGCGGCACCAGCUUCUUUGCUGGCUUUGUGGUUUUCUCUAUCCUGGGGUUCAUGGCAUCAGAGCAGGGAGUGGAUAUCUCCAAAGUGGCCGAAUCAGGUCCCGGCUUGGCGUUCAUCGCUUACCCGAAAGCCGUGUCUCUGAUGCCCGUGGCCCCUCUCUGGGCAGCUCUCUUCUUCUUCAUGCUUCUGCUCCUGGGACUCGACAGUCAGUUUGUGGGGGUUGAAGGUUUUGUAACAGGGAUCCUGGACCUUUUUCCUGGAAAGUAUUACAUGCGCUACCGGCGGGAAAUUGCUGUGGCGAUCUGCUGUCUAUUAUGCUUUAUAAUUGACCUCUCCAUGGUUACGCAGGGAGGGAUGUACGUCUUCCAGCUCUUUGACUACUAUUCAGCCAGUGGCAUGACCCUACUGUGGCAGACAUUCUGGGAAUGUGUGGUGGUCGCCUGGGUUUACGGCGCUGACAGGUUCAUGGAUGACGUCGCUCGUAUGAUCGGUUACCGUCCUUUCCCUUGGAUGAAGUGGUGCUGGUCAUUAAUUACUCCAUGUGUUUGCAUGGGUAUCUUCCUAUUUCACCUUCUGAACUACAAGCCUCUAACCUACAACAAUGUGUACGUGUACCCAUGGUGGGGCGAGGUGAUUGGCUGGUGCCUGGCUCUCUCCUCCAUGCUCUGCAUCCCUGUCAGCCUGAUCUACAAGCUCUUCAGGGCCAAGGGGACCUUCAGAGAGCGUUGGGACAACCUGACCAAACCAGUCUGGGGAGCCCAUCACCUUGAAUACAUGGCCCCUGAUGCUGAUAUCAAGAGCCUGGCCUCUCUUACCCCGGGCACUGAAGACAACAAGGUCAUCAUCUUUGAGAGUGUCAUGUAGACACAGGGAAAGGGUACAACCGCUUUCCCAAGACAAGCUGGCAGAAAGCUGUGCCUGACUAUGACCUCAUCACCAAUGGGUGGGCAUCUCUACGAGCCUACCCAUCUGCCACCACAAUCACAAACAGCGCAUGUAUGCUGAUGAUUAAUAUGCUAUUUUAGUCAUAUUAGGCAAAAAUCAACACACACCAUUAGCUUUGUAUCUCCACAAACAAGAAAGAUGCUCUAGGCAUACAGAAAUCAUUGAAUCCCACUGUAAACAGUACCCUGCAUACCCAUUACUUUUGGGAAUGCGGACUAAAAUUUGCUUGAGGAUUAACCUCCCUGACACAUCCAAUAAAUACAAGCGCCCCCUCAGCAUGAUGCUAGCUUGUCUUAGGAGGUGGAAGGUACGGUGUGAGCCGGUUGCCAGGUGCACGGGGGUUUCCCUCCUGCACCCCCGUCCCCCCCUAUCAGAGCAGAGCCAAACUAACCAAGCUGUGCACCGCCUCACUGACCACGGCAGAACUCCCACAGGCAACCGUGCACGGUCGGGCGUGACCUUCCUCAAACGCUCGCGCGUUACCAGGCUACCUGCAGCGCUCAGACGUGUGCGUGGACUCGCCAGCCCUACAUGAAGAAGACACACGUUCCCCCCCCAUCACGCCUUGCUCCUGGUUCUCAAAAGAUUACGUGUACAUCCUAGUCUGUUAAUCAAAGGGACACAGUAUCUGAAUCAAUGAUAUCACCUUUGAUAUCAAAUUUAUCAAAGGUAUUCUGCAUAUGGAAGUCUUGAAACAUGUGACUUUCAACAACCCCAGCAGUGGAAAAAAUUUAAAUAUUACUAUUUAGAUAUUAAUAAUACUAUUAAUGUACAGUCAAGAAUAAUGCAUUCAUUAAAAGCAAUUUCAACAUGUGUCCUUUAAUGCAAUUGCAGAUUUCAGUAAAUAACAAACAGAUUUUUAAUCCAAUAUUUGAUCCAAUAAAUAUCCAAUAUAUUUGAUUAACAGACUACCUACUUGAGUAGAAAACUUUCGAUGGGGGUAAGAGAGUACAGAAUCAAAUACAGACAUUUAUGCAGCAAUUUUUAAUACACGUAUCACCACUGACCUACCUAACAUAACCUACUGGAAGAAACUGUAGCCUCAUUUACAUUUAAUAUCACAUGGACUGGCCAACACAAACUGACGUAAAAUUAAUCAAAUAAUUUAUAAUAAUUAUAAUAUUAUAAUUAUAAUAAUUUUCCUUUUAUCAAGAAAUGGUUGUUCUCCUUGAUUUAUUCAUUCAUGUGAGGGUGUAGACUAUGAAACUUGAUGCAGUAUCUGCUGGCUUUUGUUGGACCGUGAAGCAAUGAUAUCAUAGUUGCCAAAUUUAUGUCACAGGCACUUCCUUGAUGUAUAAACUUGACUUUUGUUCAGUAUGUCUUCAGUAUGCCCUAAAGCAUUCUUGUAGACAUAAUGACAUAACGUUCCAUAUCUGUGCCAAAUUGAGCAGGGUACCCUAUCUCAUCCAGAGAAUGGUCAUUUUGUUGCCAUAAAAAACAUAUUUUUUUCUGCCUAGAUCAGUUCAGAAUCUCCACCGUGUGACAGACAGACACUAAUGUCUUUCUAUUACAAAACGAGCAGUGCAGCUUUUAAGGCAGUCGGUCUGGACUGAAAAGCCAUAGAUUGAAAGAGUAAGAUUUCACAUACUGAUAUACACUGGAUUCUCCCAGUUGGAAGCUGUGCCUGUCUGGUUUGGUUUACAGGGAAUGCAGAAUAAAGGCUUUGAUCAGUCAACAUCCACACCCAUGCUUCAAGCGUCAGAAAUAAGUAUUGUAAGUAAUAUUCUCAUGGUUUGCAGCUGGCUUUCUGUUCAGAACACUAUGAUACACUCACAGGUAUGCGGUACACGGUGCUGUUGAAUGAAGAGAAGGUGGAGCAUUCCACUCGAGAUGUAGCCAGUGGCACCUUCAUUGCUCGUACCCAGUGCCUGGGGCUGAUUGAUAGGUACGGCUGAUGUAUCUGCUUCUGAUCGAUUCUCCUAAUAAAACACUAUAUAUUAUGCUGGAUCAAUGAGGGAAGUUAAUGCCAAACUUUGCCUUUCGUUGUUCGUCUUAAACGGAGCCCGUUUAUCCAAAAAACAAAAACAAAGAGCCAAAUACUUUACAGGUCCCCCAGAGAGCUGCCCUCCCUAUUGCCUGUGGGAUUUCUGCCAUUCACAGUAACCUAGGAAACACAUAGAUCAUUGUAACAUAAGAAAUAAACUUAGAAUGUAAUAGAUCAGAAUAACGUAAAUGCUACCGACUACAUUUGCACAUUGUUGUAAAAUAAUCGCGCUAGCACUUUUAAAUCGUGUUAGAAUACAAAUUUUCUUUUACUUAUUGUAAAAUAAAUCAGAGAUUUAUUUUGUGAUGGCUUUUAUUUCACUUAUACACAUA
Molecule: messenger RNA, 5238 nt
Organism: Megalops cyprinoides (Indo-Pacific tarpon)
Lineage: Eukaryota; Metazoa; Chordata; Actinopteri; Elopiformes; Megalopidae
Gene: slc6a8
Product: solute carrier family 6 member 8
Exons: 13
Coding region: 877-2841 (654 amino acids)
Biological process (GO): sodium ion transmembrane transport
Cellular component (GO): membrane
Source: RefSeq, a predicted model, not a curated record